Messenger RNA from Pseudocercospora fijiensis CIRAD86, 636 nucleotides. RefSeq lists its product as uncharacterized. The record is from RefSeq and is a predicted model, not a curated record. NCBI's taxonomy places the organism in Eukaryota, Fungi, Ascomycota, Dothideomycetes, Mycosphaerellales, Mycosphaerellaceae. The transcript is spliced from 3 exons. Gene Ontology annotation, molecular function: copper ion binding. Gene Ontology annotation, cellular component: mitochondrial inner membrane. Bases 1 to 636 code for a protein of 211 amino acids.
AUGCCGAGUAUGGAACAGAUGCGAAGGCCAUUUGCUAAGAAAAAUGCCAAUACAGCAUACUACACUCUUUCGAUCAUCAUCGGCACUGUCGCCCUGAGCUAUGGAAGUGUGCCGCUCUACAAGACCAUCUGCCAGCAGACCGGAUGGGGAGGGCAGCCCAUCAAAUCUGCUGCUCACUCGAGCCCCGACGACGAAGAAUCCGUAGCCGCCAAGCUUACGCCGGUGACCUCUUCGAGACGACUGCGUAUAACUUUCGCGGGCUCUACAUCGGACAUCCUGCCGUGGAAGUUCACGCCACAGCAAAGAGAAGUCAGAGUGUUACCAGGUGAAAGUGCUCUUGCUUUCUACACAGCAACCAAUUACAGCAAGGAUGAGGACAUCAUCGGAGUGGCAACUUAUAGUGUCACUCCGGCUCAGGUCGCGCCAUACUUCAGCAAGAUCCAAUGUUUCUGUUUUGAGGAACAACGUUUGAACAAAGGCGAGACCGUUGACAUGCCUGUCUUCUUCUACAUUGACCCAGACUUCCUUAAGGAUCCGAAUAUGAAGGGCAUCGACACUAUUACACUCAACUACACUUUCUUCAAAGCGAAGUACGACAAAAAUGGCCAUCUCGCACCAAUGCCCAUGCCAUAUUAA